Carcharodon carcharias (great white shark) is the source of this 3545-nucleotide messenger RNA. RefSeq names its product nck-associated protein 1-like. Gene Ontology annotation, cellular component: SCAR complex. Bases 113 to 3487 code for a protein of 1124 amino acids. Lineage: Eukaryota; Metazoa; Chordata; Chondrichthyes; Lamniformes; Lamnidae. Gene Ontology annotation, biological process: cell morphogenesis; cell projection assembly; neuron projection morphogenesis. The record is from RefSeq and is a predicted model, not a curated record. The transcript has 31 exons.
UUGUCAGAAGACUGUGUCACUGGAAGCUUAGUCGAAUGGCUCCUAACUGAGGCUGUUGUUUCUCUAGGUCCUGCCCGCGAUCCAGUCAAAACCCAAACUUUCUGGCGGCAGCAUGUCUCAAACACUGCAGCUGAAGUUCGCCGAAAGGCUUUCCAUCCUGAAUGACCGAGGGAGAGGGGUUCUCGUUCGUAUGUACAAUGUUAAGAAGACAUGCUCAGACCCCAAGACAAAGCUGCCAUACUUAACAGAGAAAAGCAUGGAAUCUGCAGUCAAAUGCAUCACCAGGAAAUUUCCAACAAUUGAUAUACGGAGCAACAGUAGCCACCUCAGCAACAUCCAGAAGGAGAAGUCGGAAAUUCUGAAGAACCUGACCAAUUUCUACCAUUCCUUUGUGGAUGUCAUGGAAUUCCGAGAGAAUGUGAAUGAGUUACUGACUUCAAUGGAUAAUUAUCAAAUGUACCUGGACAUAAAUGUGAACUAUGACCUGACCAAGGGCUACCUUGACUUGAUUGUCACCUACACUUCUCUGUUCCUCCUGGUGUCUCGGAUCGAUGACCGCAAGGUCCUGCUCGGCAUGUACAACUGCGCCUAUGAAAUGUCCAAUGGAUCAAGUGAUCCUAGUUUUCCAAAACUUGGGCAGAUGUUACUGGACUAUGACCAUCCAUUCAAGAAGCUAACAGAGGAGUUUACAGCUCAUUGGAAGCUCAUCGCUGAUGCUCUCCUGUCACUGCAAGCCCUCUUCCCAAGGAGGAACUUCAAAGCUGAGGAAUGGCGGAGUGCUCAUCUGCUCAGCGUGAUCAGUGUGCCUGUCACUAUGCUCAAUCCUGCUGUCUCCGACACCGUGCCGUGUGAAUACCUGUCACUGGAGGUUAUGGAGAGAUGGAUCAUCAUUGGCUUCCUGCUGUGUCACAACAGUUUAAACCUGGAUCCAGCAUGCCUAAAGCUGUGGAAGGAAGCCAUGCAGUGCAGCCUGUGCAUCGAGCUUUUCAGGGAUGAGGUCUUAUUCCAUCACAAGGUAGCGGAGGAGCUCUUCAGCAGCAUGAAAGGAUACAACAAGCGUAUCGCAGAUACUAAAGAAUGUAAAGAAGAAGCCUCUUCGAAAAGUGGGGCCAUACACCGGGAGAAACGCAUUUUCCUGAGAAGCACGGUGAAGGAACUGAGCACCAUACUAACCGAGGAGCCUGGCCUGCUGGGACCAAAGGUCCUUUUUGUUUUCAUGGCGCUGUCGUUUUCCCGGGAUGAGAUUUCAUGGCUUGUGCGUCAUGCUGAGAACAUCACCAAAACCAAGACCCCCGAAGACUACGUGGACAGUAACAUAGCAGAGCUGCUGUUUGUGAUGGAGGAACUUCGAGCGCUACUGCGUAAGUUUAAGAAGGUGAUUCAGCGCUACUUUGUCUCCUAUCUGGCCCACUUCGAUGCCGUUGUUCUCAGUGAAACAAUUCAGAACCUCUGCGUUUGUCCGGAGGAAGAAUCUGUGAUUAUGUCGUCCUUUGUGAACAGUUUGACAUCCCUGAAUAUCAAACAAGUUGAAAACGAAGAGACGUUCAACUUCCAAGGAUUCCGACUAGACUGGUUUCGACUUCAGGCUUAUACCAGUAUUGCCAAAACCCCUUUGAUUCUACGGGAAAAUCUGAAGCUUGCAUCCCUCAUGAAUACUAUUGUUUUCCACACUAAGAUGCUGGACAAUUUGGCUGGCCUGUUGGAGGAGACAGCUGACCUCACUCCAUUCUGCUUCUACCCACGUUUGUUUGAGAAGAUGUUCUCACAAAGCUCUGAGGACCCCACACAACUGCCGUACCUGAUUGCUUUCCCAAUGGUUUGCUCACACUUCUCGACCUGCAUCCAUGACAUGUGCCCUGAGGAGUACCCUGUCCUCCAGAAGCGAAGCAUUGGUCUGUGCAACAAUUUUCUGGAUGAAAUCACCAAACACGCCAGCGUCUGUAUGAUCGAGCUCUGCUACGAGCAACGGAACCUCAGUGAGAAGCUCCUGCCCAAGUAUACUGCACAGACCAUCAGCAAAGCCGUGAACAAGAAGCGUAAGAAACCGGUCAGCAAGAAAGCUGAGCCCAGCCGAGAGAAGCCGGGCACGGAGAGCCAGCGCAAGGAUAGACUCAUCGACACCAACAUGGAUAAACAUCACUUAACCCUCACUGAAUACUGCAUGACCAUCAACCAUGUGCGGGAGCUCAUCAUAUUUGACCACAUAAUAUUACCCAACGAAUACCUGACAAGCCAAUUGGAGGUGCGACUCACCAGAGCUAUUAUGCGGCUAACUGGUUACAACCAAGCUACCCAGGAGAUUGCCAAACCCUCUGAAGUGCUGUCCGGAGUCAAGGCAUUCAUAGGAUUUAUACAUUCCAUCAGCCAUUAUGUUAACAUUGAUGUUGCCAGGAUUUGCAAGGAUGUGUUGUUGCAGCAAUCUCAAGCUGUAGAUGCCAAUGGGGAAAUGACCCUGACCACUGCUUACACCAACUGGUACUUGGAGAGUCUUCUGAGGCAGACCAGUACUGGGAUCAUCAUUCACUCCCCAGCUGUCAGGGCGUUUGUGAGCAUGCCUGUCGAAAAUAUGGCAAUAUUCAAUGCUGAGGAAUAUUCCGAUAUUUCAGAGAUGCAGGCGUUGGCAGAGCUGAUUGGACCAUAUGGGAUGAAGCACCUGAGUGAACACCUGAUGUGGCACAUCACAUCCCAAGUGAGCGAGCUGAGGAAACUGGUGGUGGAGAACAUGGACAUCUUGACCCAGGUGAAGUCCAAUCUUCAGAAGCCAGACUUGAUGACACAACUUGCAAAACGGCUAACCUCUGCUGACAAUGUUCUGAAGAGGAUGACCAUUAUUGGUGUGAUCCUGAACUUCCGAUCUAUGGCACAGGAAGCACUUCGAGAUGUUUUAUUGGAUCACAUCCCAUUCCUCAUGGGCUCCAUUCAGAUGCUGAGUGACAUCAUCAGCCCCACCACUGACACAAAGGAUAUGUUAGCUAUCUAUGAACUGAUGUCUGCAGCGGGGGGCUCUUGCCAGGUGGAUCCUGCCCUUCUCAUUGCACUUUCAAAUCAAAAGAAUGACAUUUCUCCGGAAGAAGAUUACAGACUGACUAACCUCCUCAUGGUCUACAUAGCUGUCUCCCUCCCAUCUCUCGCCAGUGACCCCAUGUCGUUGUACAAUCAGGAACACCAGGGUCACCGUAACAAUAUCCACUGUGCAGCCAAAGCCAUCAACGAGAUUGCAGCCGCCCUCUACACUAUUCACAAGAAGGACAUUCAAAGUCAUCUGAAGGAAUUCCUGGUGUUUGCCUCGCUGAGUCUACUGCAGAUUGGUCAAGAGACAGACAAGCUACUCAUGAAAAACAGAGAAUCGAUUUACCUCAUUCUUCAUAUGUUAAUUGAGCAGUCCCCUUUCCUGGAAAUGGAUAUGCUGGAGCCAUCGUUCCCAUACGUUUUGCUGAGGAAUGCCUUCCGGGAAGUCUACAGACCCAUCAUGAUGACCACAGGAUAGACACCGGCUGAUGGGAGGAGAUUUCCACUUGUGUUUCCUCUUCAAAUUGAUCUUUGGA